Molecule: messenger RNA, 940 nt
Organism: Magallana angulata
Lineage: Eukaryota; Metazoa; Mollusca; Bivalvia; Ostreida; Ostreidae
Exons: 2
Coding region: 85-624 (179 amino acids)
Molecular function (GO): zinc ion binding
Source: RefSeq, a predicted model, not a curated record
AUCGUGUGUGCAGUGUCCAAUAAAUUCUCACCUCCAUUGAGCUCCUGUACCAGCAAAGAUGAGGAUGAUGCAGAAGCUGCUAAAAUGCUUCAUCUGUCCAAGCAGGUUAAUCACUUGAAGACGUUUGUUGAUGAGAAUGGACUGCAGAGGAAAAUUGCUGUAUUGAAAUCGGCCUCAGAAGUAGAUUUGGAUUCGUUUCCUAGACUUGAUGAUGAGGAACUCAGGAAUCUUACCUGCGGAACAUAUCAACUGAAGUUAUCGUCUAGUUAUAUGCAGGAGCAUUUGGAUGGUGAGAGUGACAUUUACUUUCAUGAAGAGGACAACACACUCCUCAGAGCAAAGAUCCAGAGUAGACAUAUUUCGUCCAAGAAGUACCAACUUUGGAUCCAUUACAGUGAGAGUACAGUGGAAUCUUGGUACUGCACAUGUAGAGCAGGAGCAAGAGUUGUCGGGAUGUGCUCCCACAUUGCAGCAGUUAUUUGGUACCUUAGCAGUGCAAGGUAUGGUAGUGAUAAAUCAUUGGGUGUGAGAGAUUGGUGCAAACAUGUCUUGGAUGCAGCUGAUAUUCCAGCAAGUGUUGAUGAGUCUGAUAGUGAUAGUGGUGAAAGUUUGCCUGAAGAAUGAUUUUUAUGAGUGUACAUGUGCAUGUAUGUGUGUUCGAGUGCCAUGUGUGAUUGUAAUUUGAUUUAUUGUCAAAAGCAUGUACAAGGAUAUCUUGGUGGUAGCUCAAUUGUUGUUGAAUAAAUAGAGUGCAUUGUAACAUGACUUGUAGUUAAUACAUUUACUUUAUUGAUGUAAUUAUACAUUUCUUGUCAGGGUAUUUAACUUGUUUCUUCAAUGAACUAACUUUGAUUCUGCUAACUUAAUUAAUUUGUCAUGCUUUUAAAAAAUGGUUUAUAAUAUUAUGCCAUAUACAUGUAAUGAUUGCAUUAAAUAAUUG